GAACGGCGAGCUGCAUCAAUAUUGUGGAAGUACCUCAUGGCCAUUUAUUAGAUGGUUGUCGAGGCAUGACCAGCAGGGUACCUCCUGGUCAAGAGCCUGUUGCGGCACGUGACAUACUGUGUCCUGCCAUCGCGAGGUGAGCCUCUGAACUUGAGAGACUCAAUAAAUCGUCCGUCUAUUCAAGUCACUGCAUUUAUGUGUGAGACAACGAAUCGCUGAGGGGACUAUGUGACCUUUUUGUCUUUGCGCAAACACAUUGAGCGCAAACACUUUGCACUGAAUCCAAGAAACCGUACGCGCAGCGUUGAGCGCAGACGUACGUACCCUGUCCGGCACCGACUUGUGGCCAUCCUCACGCGCUCUUGAAGCAUCGCCCAUCAACAUUCCUACCAUGGCGCAACAAGGGAAUGGUACUCAGAAUGGAGCGCCUAGCGGUGUUUCCGAGUCUUGGGAAGAACCUCGUUUGUUGGAAGGCAUGCAGCAGCUCAACAUCCUUCAUGCCAAGGUCCGUAAUAUGAGGGAGACAAUUCCAAAGAUGCUGGAGCCACUGAUGCAUCAAUACUCAACACCGGAGGCCGCCUACCAAGCAUUCAUCAAGGCGGUCCAAGAUGCCCAGGCCGAUCUUUCUGACUUUACUGAGCUCAUGCGUCAUGAGGACAGCAAGGCCGUGCUGGCCAAGGCGAAAGAAAGCCGGGAGCAAGAUCCUGAAGGCAUCAAGCAAUGGGACUAUACUGAACAUCCAGAUUGGUUCGACGGCAAGAAGACAUGAAGACAAGGGCACUUGAAGGUUUAAUCGGACGGCACGGAAGGGCGCAACUGGUUAUGGAGAUUGGUUUCACGCAUUUAUUUGCAUGCGAUAGCACAGAUACCCAACACUUGGUUCGUUUCGCAUCUACCGGUUCUUUGACUCUGCAUAGCUGCUCCGCUUAGUGAACAUGAUCCAGUAGCAUAGCGCAACAUGCAAUGCUCGUCUCGUCUCUUGAAGAUGACAGCCGGGGUAAGAAGUUACUGAAUAUGUGAUUGUGUUGACAGAACAUUGGACAUGAGGCUGCGCGCUGAGAACUGCCCCGCCACCUUCACCGAGCUCUGACCGAGAUCAGGGUCGGUCGUGUCACGUGCAGGACAGGUCGGCCCCUCCCAC
Emericellopsis atlantica is the source of this 1141-nucleotide messenger RNA. RefSeq lists its product as uncharacterized. The transcript has 3 exons. Bases 392 to 769 code for a protein of 125 amino acids. NCBI's taxonomy places the organism in Eukaryota, Fungi, Ascomycota, Sordariomycetes, Hypocreales, Bionectriaceae. The record is from RefSeq and is a predicted model, not a curated record.